AUGGCUACAGAAUUUGCGGAUCGAUUUGAAACUAAUACUGAAAGCGGCCCAAGCAGUCAAACAGUUGUAACAUCAAGCAUCGUAAUUCCCACAACCUCAAAAAGAUCUGGCCGCCAAGAUGCUUUACCAAAACGACGGGCUAGUAACGAGCUUGCUCGUCAGAACAAUGACGAGGCAAAAAGGCCCCGAUUAGACAUGAAUAAUAAAGAAGUAAAGAAACGAAGUAGAAAGAUGUUUGGUGUGUUAUUAGACACAUUAACGAAAUUUAAAAAUGAAAGUCAGAAUAAAACAGAGGCUGAGAUAAAACGUGAACAACUUGAACGAAAACUGCAAGAUAAGCUAAAGAAGGAGCACGAAGAAUUGGUGGAGAAUAUUAGAAGGGAAGAACAAGAAAGGAGAGAAAGAAUUGUCAGGGAAAAAAGAGAAGCUGAAGAAAAAAGAACUAAUGAGACGAAUCUUGCCAAUUUUCUUCGUACAAAUACACAACCAUCUUUGUAUUAUCUUCCGGCCAAAAUGUCUCAAUCUGCAUUGCAAACUAUUGCAAUACAGAAACGACAAGUGGCAUUAGAAUCGUCAUCAUUAAUAUCCCAUAGUGAAAAUGAAAACAAUGAAGAGAGCAGUAUCAUUAAUGAUUUUGAAAUUACUGGAUUCAAUAAAAUUGAAAGACCAGUUGUUAAAACACGUGAAGAAAUUAAAAUGGAAGUUGAUAAACGUGAGGAGAAAGAUGAAAAUAAAUCACCUAAAGAGAGUAUCGAAAAUGAUGCUCAUACAAAAGAAUCGUCGGCUACUGAAGCCAUGGAAACUACGGUAAGUAAUAACGAGGGAAACGUCAACGUUGAGGAGCCAGCGGCCAAUGAAGAAAUCGCUGAUAGCAAAGAUGAUAGCAAAGAUGAUCCCGUUGAAUACUAG
Messenger RNA from Dentiscutata erythropus, 909 nucleotides. Lineage: Eukaryota; Fungi; Glomeromycota; Glomeromycetes; Diversisporales; Gigasporaceae. The record is from the annotation of a GenBank genome assembly.